Molecule: messenger RNA, 233 nt
Organism: Racocetra fulgida
Lineage: Eukaryota; Fungi; Glomeromycota; Glomeromycetes; Diversisporales; Gigasporaceae
Source: the annotation of a GenBank genome assembly
AUGCAAUGUCGUGAUAUAAAACCAAGAUAUAAAAUUUUAAAUGACUUGAUGGGUAAGUAUAAAACAUCAACAAAACAUAUUUAUCAGAUUUGGAGGGGGGAAGAAGCUAAUAGAGUUCUCUGGGAUCAACCUAUACCCCACGAUGAUGAUGAUGACUCUAAUCAAAAUUUAAAUAUUUUGCAUAAUGCACAAAUCACUAAAUCAGAAGAAGGAUUAGCAGAGUUACUAGAUAA